CAAAAAAAUAGUAGAUUUUAAAUUGUCUUUGUGCACUAUAAAGCCACACACUCAUCCCUCACAUUCCUCAACCUCAAACAUCAUCAUAACAAAACAAAAAAAAUACCAAAAAACAUUUUCAAUAGCAAUGGAAGGUUCAGUACAAAUUAAUGUACCUGAAUCUCAUUCCAAUAUUGAGCAAGAAAAGAAACCAAUUUUGUCAUGGGAUGUAAUUAUAGAAAAAAGUUUAUCAAAUUUUGGGUGGAUGGAUUUCUUACAAGCUGUUCUUGUUGCAGUUGCAAUGUUCUUUGAUGCACAACAAUCAUUCAUAAGCAUUUACACUGAUAAUUACCCAAAAUGGCACUGCACAAAUUCAAUAUGCACUUCAUCCUCUGAUAUAUGCAAACUCCCAAGAUCUUCUUGGUCUUGGGACACACAUCCUUCAAACACAAUCAUUUCUCAUUGGAAUCUUGAAUGUGCUAGCACAUUCAUCACUGGUUUACCACAAUCUUCUUUCUUUAUAGGUUGUCUUCUUGGUUCUUUUUUUCUUGCAGCAUUAGCUGAUUCAUCUAUUGGCAGAAAAAACAUGCUAAUCUUUUCUUGUGUCUCAAUGUCAAUAACUUCCAUGCUCAUAAUCUUUUCAACCAAUGUUUGGAUUUACUCUGCCUUGAAAUUCUUGAUUGGUUUCUGGCGUUCGUCUAUCGGUACAUGUGUUCUUGUUUUGCUUACCGAGAAAGUUAGUGCUGAAUGGCGAUUUAGAGUUGGAAUUGUUGAGUAUUUUACUUUCACAAUGGGGUACAUGUCUUUACCUGGUUUUGCUUAUAUUAACCGAAACUCUUCUUGGAAAAGUCUUUACAUUUGGUCGUCAGUUCCUGCUAUAUGUUAUUCUGUCAUUGCUUAUCUCUUUGUUACCGAGUCGCCUAGGUGGCUUGUUAUGCAAGGUCGAGAGAAAGAAAUUUUGAAAAUGCUCAAAAGGGUUUCUUCUGAAGAAAGUGCCGAUGAUGAUAGCGUUAACUUAGCUUCGAAUUUACCAAUACUUCCCCCAAAAGAAAAAGUUUCAUUUUUUCAACUUUACUCAUCAAUAGGAGAAUUAUUUCAUAAAAGAUGGGCUGUUAUAAGAAUGAUAGCUGUUAUGAUUCUUGGAAUUGGACUUGGAAUGGUUUAUUUCGGUAUGCCACUAGCUGUUGGAAAUUUAGGAUUCAACAUUUAUUUGGCAGUGGUUUUUAGUGCUUCAAUGGAAUUACCUUCUUGUGUAGCAACAUAUUUCUUGGAAAACCUUAGAAGAAAACCUUCAAUUCUUGUGUUUUCUAUCUUAGGUGGAAUUUGUUGUGUGACGUGUGCUGUUUUGGAGAAUAGAGUACCAGCUGCUAAAGUGGUUUUAGCAAUGGUUGCGUUUUUCGGAGCUUGUACGGCUUAUAAUGUGUUUCUCAUAUACAUUAUAGAGUUGUUUCCGACAUGUGUGAGGAACACAACAACGUCGUUGGUGAGACAAGCUAUUGUGUUCGGUUGCAUAUUUUGUCCCUUUUUGAUAUCCGCGGGGAGGAAAAACAAUAUUUACUCAUAUGGUGUGUUUGGAGUUGUUAUAAUGUUGUCCAAUUUUACAUUGUUCUUUUUGCCAGAGACUAUAGGGAUUGUUCUUUGUGAUACAAUGGAUCAACAAGAGAAGAAAGAAAUAGCUUUGUGUGAUGCCAUGAACCAACAAGUGAGAACAGAAAAUGUUUCUGUGUAAGAGGGCAAUUCAGUUUCAUCCAAACCAAUUGGUCAAAAUUUGUAGGUUUUUUAACUUUUUUUUCUUCUAAAUUUAGGAGUGCUCAAUUAAUGUACUUUUUCUUGUUAAUAAUAAUGAUAAAUUCUACUAGUACAUGUUCAUUCCA
This is a messenger RNA of Medicago truncatula (barrel medic), 1853 nucleotides long. RefSeq names its product organic cation/carnitine transporter 3. NCBI's taxonomy places the organism in Eukaryota, Viridiplantae, Streptophyta, Magnoliopsida, Fabales, Fabaceae. Gene Ontology annotation, biological process: transmembrane transport. Bases 128 to 1708 code for a protein of 526 amino acids. The transcript has a single exon. Gene Ontology annotation, molecular function: transmembrane transporter activity. The record is from RefSeq and is a predicted model, not a curated record. Gene Ontology annotation, cellular component: membrane.